AUGGUCUCCGUUCAAUGCAGUGGUUGCAACAAACAGUUCUCGAAGAGUGGCUACACAAGCCAUAUCAGCCGCACAAAACAACCGUCUUGCCAUGCCAUCUACCUCCGUGCGCUCCAAGACGCUGCUGACGAAAGCGCUCGCGCGACGACUGCCACGCUCGACACCACUUCGGAUACUGAUGUCGAGAUGUUAUCACAGUACGGUGAUACUCAGCGGGAUUUUGCGAUGAAUGGCGAUGACUCUGGGCUUGAUCAUGAUGAGCAGAUGGUUGCGCAUGCAGGGGAGGAGGAGGAGGAAAUGGAGGCAGACGCAAAUGCGGAACUCGAAUGCGGCUACGAGCCACCGCGACCGCUUCUUCAUCGUGCCCCAGUCGAAGACAACAAGGAAUCCGCUAAUCUGCCUGCACCCUCCCCCGUUAUACGAAAGCAAAUCGAAGACCGUUUUCACGGUCAGCCUGUUGUCGACCGUUAUCCCAGCAGUGUUGCUGGGAAGCCUAUCCGUCGGGAGCGAGGGGACACGAGCGAGGAGUCUUACGGUCGACGCUUAGAUGUGGAUGGUGCGACGGAUAACCCAUAUGCACCAUUUGCAUCCAAAAUGGAUUGGGAGAUUGCACAGUGGGCAAAGAUGCGAGGGUCAGGGUCAACUGCAUUCACCGAUCUGCUCAAGAUCGACGGCGUCCGUGAGUCGCUUGGUUUGUCGUAUGGUACUUCGGCCCAGCUCAAUACUAUCAUUGACAAACAACUCCCUCAGGCUGGCCGACCUGUAUUUGAACGCAGUGAAAUCCUUGUUGAUGGCGAGGUCUUCGAUCUAUAUUCCCGCAACAUACUCGAUUGUAUUCGUGCCCUUUAUGGAGACUCUAACUUUGCACCACAUUUGCUAGUUCUCCCCGAGCGUCAUUAUAUCGACAAAGACCGGACAAUUCGAAUGUACCACAACAUGAAUACUGGGAAGUGGUGGUGGGCAACACAGGAGGCGGUAGAGAAGGAGAAUCCCGGCGCAACGAUCAUUCCCAUUAUCAUCUCCUCUGACAAAACACAAUUGACACCGUUUGGCAACAAGACCGCAUAUCCCGUGUACCUGACUAUCGGAAAUAUUCCCAAAGAAAUUCGUCGCAAGCCCUCUCGGCAAGCUUAUAUCCUACUCGGCUACCUGCCAACAUCUAAAAUGAAGCAUAUUACAAAUAAAGCUUCACGGCGUCGUGUUAUCGCCAACGUCUUUCAUGCCGCAAUGAAGUAUAUUGUCUCGCCAUUGUCAGUUGCGGGGAAAACGGGUAUCGAGAUGGCAAGUGGAGAUGGUGUUGUCCGUCGUGGCCACCCAAUCUUUGCUGCCUUCGUUGGGGACUAUCCAGAGCAGGUCCUUGUGACUGGGGUCAAGACAGGAGAGUGUGGCACCUGUGAGGUGGAGGCAAAUCAACUGGGCGAGUUAGCAUCCUUUCCGCUCCGGGAUCUUGAUGCGGUUUUGUCAGCGCUGUCGCUAGUCGACGAGGAGCCAGCAGAAUUCAAAAAGGCGUGUACGGAGGCUGGCAUUAAGCCGAUUUAUCAUCCAUUUUGGGAAGAUUUGCCGUAUACGAACAUUUUCCGUGCAAUUACACCCGACGUUCUUCAUCAACUCUAUCAGGGUGUGGUCAAACACUUGAUCAACUGGGUCUUAGCAUGCUGUGGCGAGGACGAAAUUGAUGCCAGAUGUCGACGCCUUCCUCCAAACCAUAACAUGCGGCUGUUUAUGAAGGGAAUCUCCGGCUUGUCACGAGUUACUGGCCGAGAGCAUGACCAGAUUUCUCGGUUUCUUCUGGGGAUCAUUAUUAACAUCCGACUACCUAAUGGGCUUUCUUCUGCGCGUCUUCUAUCGGCUGUCCGGGGCCUUUUGGAUUUUGUAUAUCUCGCUCAAUAUCCGAUGCACACUGAUGAAACUCUGGGACUCAUGGAUGAUGCAUUACAGACGUUCCACGAGAACAAGCAAAUCUUUGUCGACCUUGGUGUGCGUUCGAACUUUAAUCUUCCUAAACUACACAGCACUACGCAUUACACCGCAUUCAUUCGUCUCUUUGGCACGACCGAUAACACAAAUACGGAAUACACUGAACGACUGCAUAUCGACCUUGCCAAAGAUGCCUACCGGUCAACAAACUUCAAAGACGAAUUCCCACAGAUGACACUCUGGCUCGAGCGAAAGGAAAAAGUUGUUCAGCAUGCCAAGUUUAUUCAGUGGAAAAUUGAUGGUUGUCCUGCUCCUCCGCCUCUAGUCAAACUCCACCCCGGAGUGAUUUACGAGCGAAAAUUAUUGAUGGCCAAGAACCCAACUAUCAAGGCUGCUCGCAUUCAAACCUUGGUCGAGACGUAUGGUGCCACAUUAUUCCGUGAAGCGUUAUCACAGUUUGUGGUCCGUCAUUCAUAUCCAGCACUGACUCAACACGAAAUCACCGCCCGCGCUCGCCAUUACACUCUUCCUUUCAACCAACUUCCUAUCUUUCAUCGAAUUAAAUUCACGACACCCGAUCCAUACACCUCGGCAAAUGAUAUCAACACCAUUGUUGACUCGGUUCAUGUUGAACCAAGCCGACAGGGGCCUUCUGGUCCCAUUCCGGGCCGCUUUGACACUGUUCUUGUUAAUGAUGGCACUGGAGGGAUUACUGGUACUCAAGGCUAUCGUAUUGGACAAGUCCGUGUUAUUUUCAGCCUUCCCACCAAUAUUGUUGCUGCAUUAUUCCCAUCUGGAAUCAAACCCCCCACACAUUUGGCAUAUAUCCAAUGGUUCUCAGCUUUCACCUCUCAACCAGAACCACAUCAUCUCAUGUACAAGGUACAGCGAGUUAUGAAGGAUGGAGAGCGUCUGGCUACUAUUGUUCCUGUUGCCAGCAUACGACGCAGUGUGCAGUUACUUCCAAAGUUUGGCCCAGUGGCACCAGUAGAGUGGUCAUCAAGCAAUGUGCUGGAAAGAUCCGCCAGCGUCGACAUGGUGCACGCUGCGACCGUUUAA
Molecule: messenger RNA, 2976 nt
Organism: Mycena indigotica
Lineage: Eukaryota; Fungi; Basidiomycota; Agaricomycetes; Agaricales; Mycenaceae
Exons: 6
Coding region: 1-2976 (991 amino acids)
Source: RefSeq, a predicted model, not a curated record